Molecule: messenger RNA, 1032 nt
Organism: Plectropomus leopardus (leopard coralgrouper)
Lineage: Eukaryota; Metazoa; Chordata; Actinopteri; Perciformes; Serranidae
Biological process (GO): G protein-coupled receptor signaling pathway
Cellular component (GO): plasma membrane
Molecular function (GO): G protein-coupled receptor activity
Source: RefSeq, a predicted model, not a curated record
UAAAAAGAUAUUAAAUUCAAGGUGCAGCUUUGGAACAAUGUUCCUCUCCAACAUCACAGACUCUGGAGGAGUCCCCCUAUCGGUGAACUUCGACAGUCCUGUGGAUUAUCUCGUUUUUAUUUUUCAACUUUUAUUCGCUACGGCUGCUGUUCUGGUAGCCGGACCUAUAGUCGUUACAAUUUUCUCCACCAGAGCUCUCCGCCUCCAAAACAGGUUUAUUUUCAUGCUGAACACUAGUAUUUGUGACACACUGGUUGGGUUUUCUGUGUUUUAUCUUGGUCUGUUUGAUGUUCAAGAGGGAUAUCCUUCGAGAAAUGGAACUUAUAAUAUGUUACCUUCUCUUCUUGGGGUUAACAUAAUGACAUUUUUAUUCGCACAGUUUGACCGGUAUUUAGCUGUUUGUCAUCCAUUCAUCUACAGCCGCUUUAUAACCCGGGGAGUGGUUAUCUCUGCAAAUGUCUUUUGUUGGCUUCAUGUUUAUUGUCAAACAAUCAUUUUACUGUUCCUGCCACUUGCCAAAGCAAUGCAGCUGUACGCCUUCGGUAUUAUCAGCUUACAAAUCAUUGUGCUCACCAAAGUGGUCAUGACUAUCAAACUGUAUGUUGUUGCCAGAUUUCAGCUUGAAAGAGACCCUCCCAGCGCCGAGAGAGAAAACAACAAAGAAUCAUUGAGAAUUAUAAUUUUUGUUGUUAUAAGCUUCUUGGUGUUGUGGGGCCCCUCGUUUGUAAACAUUAUAAUCAGAUAUUUGCUAGGACGAGGGCUGACGUUUAGGAAUGAGGCCACCAAUCUUUUUGCAAUCAUGGCUCGUUUCAACGCUGUGUGCACACCUGCGGUGUACUUGUGGGGGAGUCCGGCUCUGAGGGAGGCCAUGCUGAGGACGGUGUGGGGCAGAUUGUGUCCACGAUGCAAGAAGAAUAGGUUAAAUGGCCGUAUGCUACGGUGAAAACGGCCAUUAUUUUCUGUUAAUAGCCUUUUAAACUUUUGAGCAGCGUGGAGUUGUCAAAGAAAGCUCUGUGAUUCACUGACUGUGAA